Messenger RNA from Neurospora tetrasperma FGSC 2508, 360 nucleotides. RefSeq lists its product as uncharacterized. The transcript has a single exon. NCBI's taxonomy places the organism in Eukaryota, Fungi, Ascomycota, Sordariomycetes, Sordariales, Sordariaceae. The record is from RefSeq and is a predicted model, not a curated record. Bases 1 to 342 code for a protein of 113 amino acids.
AUGCAACAUCAAGAAGAUCAAAACCAGGAGGGCAGCCAAAGUCAAAGUCAAAGCCAAGGCCAAAGUCAACCCACCUACAGCCAAGCAAGCGACGACGCCAAUUUCAGUCUUCCCAACAGUCGCCGCUACGCCCAUCCCCCCCGCCACAGGAUGCCCUAUCCUCCCUCCUACCAUCGUCUCCUCACUCCACCUAACGAGGAGUACGCGACCACCUUUCAGUCGAGCAUGAUGACCGAAUCCCAGCGAUCCAUGGGCUCGGCGGCAUCGUCGUCUUCAAGACGCAGCAUCAUGUCUUCGAUCCCUACUCUGAGGAGACAGGAUGCUACUGUUGGCCAGGGCUGAGGAUGAGGAUGGACCAAG